UUACAAAAUCUGACUAACAGGUAUAAAAAUUUAGGAUAACAUUAUUUUAACGCUUUAUUUUAACUUUCUUUACUGCUAACAUAUUGACUGUUGAACCUUGAUGUUUUUAUUAAACCCGUUGCAAUUACAUUACUUACUCACUGUUUGAGUUCAUAAGUAAACACGUGUUGUUGAGUUGUUUACCUGAACUUAUCCAAUGGUAUAUCAUUAAUAAUGAACGUCACAAUCUGAUGCUUAUAAAGGUCUAAAAGUUUAGUGCUUUUAAGAAGCACGGCUGCUUUCUCCGACAUCACAAGAUAAUCUAAAUCAAGAUGAUAAUGCCAAGUAAACUAUUCCCCGUUGAAAUAUUACUCAACAUAUUAAUAAAUGAGCAUUUACAGGAAUAUUUUUGCUUAACGUUUGUUACUGAAACAAAAUUAACCGUUAACAUUCCUAUAAAUAUGAGUUUAAUGAUAAUACAGCCCAACAAUUCAGUACUUGCGGAACAGAUUUUGGAUGCGUCGGAAAAAGGUUGCUCUGACUACAUUAUUCAAAUGCAUGAACCUGAAAACUUCAUGAUAGCUUUUGAGAAAGUUAAUCAUUUAGGAGACAUAAGGAGAAGUGUCAAGAAACUUAUAUUUUUGCCCGUUCAAGAUGAUAUGAACAACAGAAGUGUUCUUACAAAUAUUUUGGCGCUAAGAGAAACUGGUUUUGUAGCUAAUAUAUUGUUGGUAGUACCUUCUUUACAAAGCUCAGGCGACUGUAAGGUAUAUGACAUGAUAACUCAUACAUUUGUCGGAUCCGAUGAAGAUGUACAAAAACCUUUGUAUUUAGAUCGUUGGGAUUCUUGUACAGGACAUUUCGAGAGAGGAGUGAAUUUGUUCCCUCACAACAUGUCGAAUUUAUACGGCAAGACGGUUAAAGUUGCCGCGUUUACGUAUAAACCAUAUGUUUUAUUAGACCUCGAUCCAUCUUUGAACUCUCUAGGCCGCGAUGGCAUGGAAAUGAGAAUUAUCGAUGAGUUCUGCAGGUGGGUGAAUUGUACCGUGGAAAUAGUAAGAGAUGACGAGCACGAGUGGGGCGAGAUUUAUGAGAAUAAUACGGGCGUCGGGGUUCUGGGCAAUGUGGUUGAAGAUCGUGCCGACAUAGGGAUAACGGCGCUCUAUUCCUGGUACGAUGAAUUCAGAGUGUUGGACUUUUCUGCUCCUAUUAUUAGAACUGCUAUCACUUGCGUCGCACCGGCACCAAGAAUUUUGACAAGUUGGGAUUUACCCUUGGUGCCAUUCACGUGGACGAUGUGGAUGUGUCUAGUGUUUACCUUCUUCUACGCUUCGUUUGCCCUUUCCAUAGCCCAGCGCUCUACCGAUAAUGUUUUCUUAGACACUUUUGGGAUGAUGAUCACUCAAACUCGCGAGGACGCAACUUCAUGGCGCAUACGUAGCAUCACCGGCUGGAUGCUAGUGACGGGCCUCGUCAUAGACAACGCCUACAGCGGCGGCCUGGCGUCCAGCUUCACGGUCCCCAAAUACGAGGCCUCCAUAGACACGGUGGAGGACUUGGUGGAUAGGAAAAUGGAGUGGGGCGCUACGCAUGAUGCUUGGAUAUUUUCUAUUAUGCUGUCUGAGGAGCCUUUGAUCAAGAGUUUGCUCAGCCAAUUUAAAACUUAUCCAGCGGACAUAUUAAGGCAGAAGAGCUUCUCAAGAAGUAUGGCUUUUAGCAUUGAACAUCUUCCAGCAGGAUACUUCGCGAUUGGCGAAUACAUAACCAAAGAAGCAGCGAUGGACCUCGAAAUAAUGCUUGACAAAAUCUAUUACGAACAGUGCGUUGUGAUGUUGAGGAAGAGUUCUCCGUAUACUGCGAAACUCAGCGAGUUAGUUGGUCGCCUUCACCAGUCUGGGCUAAUGCUGUCUUGGGAGACGCAGGUGGCUUUAAAAUAUCUCGAUUUCAAAGUACAAUUGGAAGUAAGGUUGUCUAGAGCAAGAAAAGAUUUGGAAGAAAUUGAGCCGCUAAGCAUAAAACAGCUUUUGGGCAUCUACAUUUUUUACUUCGGAGGAGUGGUAAUAGCACUUCUUGUUUUCUUCGGGGAAUUACUCUCUAAGUGCAGCAAACCUUCAAUAGUGUUAUAAUUAUUACCUUAUAUUAUCCUCCUAAGACCCAAGGACCUGCCUAUAGUACUCUCCUUAUUCAGGUCGAGGAAAUUUAAAUCAUAUCCAAUUGGAGCAGAGUUGCAUUUGUUUUGUUUCGUUCAAUUUUCAAACUAAACAAAAUUCAACUCUAUUCCCUGCACUAUAGCUUCUAAUUUCAGUGGCAAUUUUGGAAUUUUAAUUUGUAUGGAGGUUAAUAAUAUGAACCGAGAUUUAUAUGUAUAUACCUACAGUGGAAUAUAACUAAGAGAAACAGGGAUAGCAUAAAAACGUAAAUAAAAUAAAAUUUUAUGGUGUUA
Molecule: messenger RNA, 2422 nt
Organism: Cydia pomonella (codling moth)
Lineage: Eukaryota; Metazoa; Arthropoda; Insecta; Lepidoptera; Tortricidae
Product: glutamate receptor ionotropic, delta-2-like
Exons: 9
Coding region: 312-2105 (597 amino acids)
Cellular component (GO): membrane
Molecular function (GO): glutamate-gated receptor activity
Source: RefSeq, a predicted model, not a curated record